This is a messenger RNA of Zerene cesonia (dogface butterfly), 2163 nucleotides long. RefSeq names its product ATP-dependent DNA helicase PIF1 (gene Pif1). Gene Ontology annotation, biological process: DNA repair; telomere maintenance. Gene Ontology annotation, molecular function: ATP hydrolysis activity; DNA helicase activity. The coding region runs from base 145 to 2058 and encodes 637 amino acids. The record is from RefSeq and is a predicted model, not a curated record. The transcript is spliced from 3 exons. Lineage: Eukaryota; Metazoa; Arthropoda; Insecta; Lepidoptera; Pieridae.
UAUUUUUUUGCGCCAACGCGCCAACGUGUAGGUAAUUUUUAGUAAUUUUAUGUAUUAUUCAUGAAGAAAAGGAAAAUAUAAAAGAUUGAUGUAUAAAUCAUAAAUGAUAAAAGUGAGAUAAGUAUAGUUUAAGUCAACUCGAUCAUGGAAUCUGGUGAAACAUUUUUAUCAUGUGCCGCAACUGUGGAAUGGAUGACUGCGCAAGGAUCUGUUACAAGAAAAAUAAAUUUAAAAACUGCAUCGCUACGAUUAAUACGGAACGAAUUUCGAGAAAUGUUUAUGGAAAUAAGUAGCGACAAACAAGCGGCUACUAGAUUAGCCCUGAAAGGAAUCAAUGUAUUUAAGAAAUUUAUGGCCGAAGGCAAAGCAAGUAUAAAGUUUCAAGAAGCUGGUUGCACGGUAUUUAUCUCAAACGCGCCGCCGACAAAUCUUGUUUCUUUCCUCCGCACGAUAUUUGUCAAAAUGACUGGUGAUAGAGAUCAAUCUAUUAACAAGACACCAUCAAAACAGACUGUUCGAGCUAAAUUAUUAAGUGGCAAGGCUCAAGCCUUCGAAGAAAUAAGUCCUGUUACGGUAGCCGACUUAUGUAAUGCUAAGAACAAAAUCAGUAAAUCAUCAACAACAACACCCUCUCCUCCCACAAAGAAAAGAAAACAAGAGGAUGUAGCCCGUGGGCCUGCACCGAAAAAAUUGUAUUCCCCAUCUCCGUUAACUACAGCCAGUACUUUAAAUCCUGAACAAAAGAGGGUUUUAGAAGCUUGCCUCGGAGGCAAGAAUAUAUUCUUUACAGGAUCAGCAGGAACAGGGAAGAGUUAUUUAUUAAAGAGAAUUGUAGCAGCCUUGCCACCAGAUGUUACUAUGCCUACUGCAUCCACGGGUGUAGCUGCUUGCCAUAUAGGUGGAACAACCUUGCAUGCUUUUGCUGGAAUAGGAGAUGGGAGUGGGACAAUAGAAAAGUUAUGUGAAAAAGCCUUAAAGUUGCCUUUGGUGGCACAGAAGUGGAGAAAAUGCAAACAUCUCAUUAUUGACGAAAUAUCCAUGGUGGAUGGAGCAUAUUUUGAGAAAUUAGAAGCAGUAGCCAGACAUGUCAGAAAAAAUGAUAAGCCUUUUGGAGGAAUCCAGCUUAUCCUAUGUGGAGAUUUCCUACAGCUACCUCCUGUUGUAGAUAAAACAAAAACGGGGAAGAGAUUUUGUUUUCAGACUUCAUGUUGGGAGAAUUGUAUAGAUCUAUGUUUUGAACUAAAAGAAGUACACAGACAGACAGACCAAGAAUUUAUAUCAAUACUGAAUAGUAUAAGAAUAGGACGUGUAACAAAAGAAAUAAGCGAGCGUCUUGUUCAAACUGCAAGGCAGAAGAUAGAAAGUGAUGGUAUUCUUGCAACUAGAUUGUGUUCUCAUACAAAUGACUCGAAAAUGAUUAACAAUUCAAAAUUACGUGAUUUAGAAGGAGAAGAAAAAGUAUAUUCAGCACAAGAUAGUGAUAAUGCAACAAGCCUACUAGACAUGCAAACAAUUGCUCCUACUAAAUUAGUUUUGAAAAUAGGUGCUCAAGUCAUGUUAUUAAAAAAUAUUAAUGUAAAUGCUGGAUUAGUAAAUGGGGCGAGGGGGGUAGUAGUAAAAUUUGAUGAAGGUUUACCAGUAGUUAGAUUUAAAAAUAAAAAGGAAUAUACUGCAAAAACAGAGAGGUGGUAUGUGAAAAAUGCAAAUGGAUCUCUUUUAUGUAGAAGACAAGUACCUCUGAAUUUGGCUUGGGCAUUCUCUAUACAUAAGUCACAAGGGCUAACGUUGGAUUGUGUUGAAAUGUCAUUGUCUAAAAUCUUUGAGGCUGGACAAGCCUAUGUAGCUCUAAGUAGAGCACAAAGUUUAAACACCUUACGAGUAUUAGAUUUUGACUCGAGACAUGUCUGGGCUGACCCUAAUGUUUUAGAAUUUUACCAGAAAUUCAGACGAAGGCUUCAACAAAUGGAACUAAUACCUUUGGGCAGACCAUUAUCAGAUAAAACUAAUCGAAAAGGAAAAUUAAGGGAUAUCAUAGAAAAACAACUAAGAAGAAAGUAAUUAUAAGACUGAUAUUAGGCUAAUUUACCAUAGAUUAAUUUUGCUAUUAUUUAUUUUUGACAUUCAGAGACUGGGUAUAUAGGAUUUAAAUAAAUUUUCUUUAAA